AUGAUAUUUAAAUACAAUGUGGGUGUUGUACUACUUGUUGUAUUCUCAAUUUGGGGCAGCAUUGAAGGUCGUAGUAUCUCUAGAUUCUUAACUGAAGAAACUGUAGGGACCAAAUGGGCUGUACUAGUUGCUGGCUCUAAUGGAUGGUUUAAUUAUAGGCACCAGGCUGAUGUAUGCCACGCUUAUCAAAUACUGAAGAAAGGUGGUCUUAAAGAUGAAAACAUUAUUGUAUUCAUGUACGAUGAUAUUGCUAACAACACUAUGAAUCCUAGACCUGGAGUCAUCAUCAAUAAUCCACAUGGACAAGAUGUUUACAAAGGUGUCCCCAAGGAUUAUGUAGGUGACGAUGUCAAUGCUGAUAAUUUUUUCAAUGUUAUUCUUGCAAACAAAAGUGGUAUCACUGGAGGAAGUGGUAAAGUUUUGAACAGUGCUCCAAAUGACCAUAUCUUCAUCUACUAUACUGAUCAUGGUGGCCCUGGAAUUGUUUCAAUGCCAACUGGAGUUGUCUACGCGAAUGAUCUGAUUAACGUGUUGAAAAAGAAGCAUGCUUCUGCAACAUAUAGUAAACUGGUAUUUUACUUAGAAGCGUGUGAGUCUGGAAGCAUGUUUGACGGUCUUCUUCCUGAAGGUUUAAAUAUUUAUGUAACGACUGCAUCAAAUCCCAAUGAAAGUAGUUGGGGAACAUAUUGUGGUGUAGGUGGUGCAGGUGAUCCUUGCUUGGUUGAGUGUCCCCCUCAUGAGUUUAAAGGUGUGUGCUUGGGAGAUUUGUACAGUGUUGCUUGGAUGGAAGACAGUGAUGCUCGAGAUCGCCAAACUGAAACUUUGAAUGACCAGUAUAACAUGGUUGCAAACAGAACUGCAGCCAAUCUAACAUAUGGCUCACAUGUCAUGCAAUAUGGUGAUACGGUGUUAAGUGUCGAUGAUCUUUCCCAGUAUAUGGGUGCUUCUUCUGUAAACCAUAGUCAUGUUUCCAUGAAUUCUAAAUUAUCAUCGCAAAAUGUGGACCAACGUGACACAGAACUUUUCUACCUGACAUCAAAAUACCAAGAUGCUCCUGAAGGCUCUGAUGAGCAUUUUAAAACUAGUGCCAAACUUAUUGAAACCAUAGCACAGAGAAGUCAAGUGGACAAUAGUGUAAAAUAUAUCGGAGAGCUUCUGUUUGGAGUCGAAAAAGCUAAUGAGGUACUGAAAAAUGUUCGACCUGCUGGACAACCUCUUGUCGACAAUUGGGAUUGCCUAAAAUCCUAUAUCAAGACAUUCGAGGCACAUUGUGGAAAAUUAAGCUCAUAUGGAAAGAAACACAUACGUGGUAUCGCAAAUAUUUGCAAUGCUGGAAUUGAGAGUGCACAAAUGGCUUCUGCAACAGCACAAGCAUGUCCUUGA
This is a messenger RNA of Solanum dulcamara, 1383 nucleotides long. RefSeq names its product vacuolar-processing enzyme-like. Gene Ontology annotation, molecular function: cysteine-type endopeptidase activity. The record is from RefSeq and is a predicted model, not a curated record. Bases 1 to 1383 code for a protein of 460 amino acids. The transcript has 9 exons. NCBI's taxonomy places the organism in Eukaryota, Viridiplantae, Streptophyta, Magnoliopsida, Solanales, Solanaceae. Gene Ontology annotation, biological process: vacuolar protein processing.